AUGAAAGGAACUGCAACACGCGAGCUCUUCUAUCGCGAACAAACAAUAGCGAAUCUAUCUGCUGUGUUCCGUAAGGAUGUCGGAGUCUUGACCUGCCAACGCGACAGCGAAGUAGUUGCUUUGGCUUAUACAGUAGAGGCGGAUGGAGAGCGAGUUGAAGUCAUGCAAUUUCAUCAUUUUUCAGCACUACGUGUUGGGGAAUAUUUCGUCAAUCACAAUCAUCGAAUCUCGAAGAAUGAAUUAGCAACUUGCAGCAUAAACCUGCCCCGGACACCGGAACUGUCAAUCAAGCCCAACCAGACCACAAACCUGAAGGAUGAAGUUUUGCCCAACGAUGAGGUAGUUUAUAAAGAAAUAGAAGCUAGACUGGAUGGUCAUGUGACAGAAACCGACUCACUAUCUCCAAAGAGACUUGAGCAACGCGACUUGGGAAACAGAGGCUUUCCAAGCGUGAUACAGAUAAAAUUACCGUUCCUUAACGAGCCAAUUCGGGAAGCAAGACAUAUCGCAGUCACAAGUCGCCAAGCUAUACUGCAAGUUGUCGCUGACCUCAUGUCCGAAAAAUGUUCAUCAAAGACUAUGUAUCCCAUGAAAUCAUUACGUGUCGGAGACGGCAAUAUCUCUCAUGGGAUUCUCACAUAUGAUCAUGAUGAUGUUGGACACUUUAUCGAUUGUAUCCUCAAAUCAGAGGAUUUUGUCACGAUCGAGUGUGUUUUUGAAAUGGCUGUAUUGUCAGUGUAAGCAAGUCGAGGAAAAGGCCAUCUAUAGUUGUUCCUUCUUGCCGUAUAUGGCUUUCAUACAGGCUCUUGAUCAAGCCUUUUUGUGCAACCAUUUUCUCCAUACGAG
Messenger RNA from Aspergillus uvarum CBS 121591, 846 nucleotides. RefSeq lists its product as uncharacterized. The transcript is spliced from 4 exons. The record is from RefSeq and is a predicted model, not a curated record. Bases 1 to 741 code for a protein of 246 amino acids. Lineage: Eukaryota; Fungi; Ascomycota; Eurotiomycetes; Eurotiales; Aspergillaceae.